Molecule: messenger RNA, 1428 nt
Organism: Wallemia ichthyophaga EXF-994
Lineage: Eukaryota; Fungi; Basidiomycota; Wallemiomycetes; Wallemiales; Wallemiaceae
Product: Transcription factor RFX4
Exons: 11
Coding region: 1-1428 (475 amino acids)
Biological process (GO): regulation of transcription by RNA polymerase II
Molecular function (GO): RNA polymerase II cis-regulatory region sequence-specific DNA binding; DNA-binding transcription factor activity, RNA polymerase II-specific
Source: RefSeq, a predicted model, not a curated record
AUGAGCGAGGCAGCCAAAGAAGGAAGCGUAGAGAAGAUAGCUACCUACAGCACACGCACAGACAAACGCAAACGUAAACGUGCUUCUCUGUCUAGCGAAUACGAGGCUGCGUCUGCUGGUACAGACGGCAAGCCCAUGCCCGUGUCCAUCCCUGCGGUGUCGAGUGCAGUUUCGAGUGCGCAAGUAGCGAGAGAAUGGCUGCUUGACAACUUCGCGGAAUGUGAGGGAUGUGAGGAUUCUUCCGUCCCCCGCCAGCAGGUCUACGCGUCGUACACAUCCUUCUGUGUCUCCCAUAAUACUCCACCCGCCGCCUGCAGGAUUUUCGGCAAGAUCGUACGCAAACUCUUUCCCCAUGUCUUUAUUAGGCGAUUGGGUAGUCGAGCUGUUAGCAUUUACCAUUACUGCGGCAUCACUCACAGGUCGCCUUCUGAGCGAAAACGCAUCGAGAUGCUCGAUUUGCAGAGGGAACGCGCUAUACUUGCGUAUGCAGAUUCGCUGGAGGGAAUUAUGCAGGAGCAGAAGCAAAUUCAUUCUCAUUCUCCCUCCCACAUCUUACCGCCGCUUAUCACAGAUUCUGACAUUAUGACUGAGUACACACUGUGGCUCCAUUCCUCUCACUGCGAACUGAUCGUACAUUCGAUGCGCGUCGAGAAGCUCACAGCUAUACUAGACGAGUUGGAACAUUUUUGGGUCUCCGGUCGCACGAAUCUCAACUGCAACAGCUUUUACACGCUCAACACGCUCAACAUCCCUAACAACCCCGCGGCAAAUGCACUUUCCAGUACUUUUAUUAGGGCUGAAACGAGAGCUUAUCAGGAUGCCGUCGCUCUCCUCCACUCCCGGCUUAUAUACCCUUUGUCGGCUCAGGGACUGGACACGUUCAUUGAUUUUAUCAAGUGUCUCAAAUUGAUGCAUCGGAACUCCAAUUGUCUUGAUGAUAAUAUGAGAGGAUCUCUCGGCUACUUUAUCCACCUAAUGACUGGAUACAUCGAGCUGGCAAAGAGAACUGGUAUAAUGAACGAUGUUUUCAGCGACAGCUCACUCACAUCUGCCAUGGCUACUACAUGGUCCAACUCCUACUCCCUCAACAGCCUUCUGUGCGGUCAAUUGUGUGACUUGCAAGCCCCAACAGUACAAUGCACCCCUAGUGACUGCAAUAACGCAUUCAUAAUAGCUUACUUGUACAGCUUUAGUGGAGUGCUCUCUUCGUUGCACGAAAGCCCCACCAGUUGUCUUGUCGCAUUCAUCGAUACUCUCCUCGACAGCCUUCCCGAGAGCCUCACAACUCCGCUAAAGUGCUCGGUUGUUUCACAGACGCUGGCAAAUUUGACAUUCGACGAUGACGCUUAUUUACAGUAUUUCACCCUUCUGAAGAUUUGGUUCAACGAAUAUGUCGGAAUGAUCGCUUUGAGAUAUUUUGAUGCGUAG